GUCAUUUGUUAUCUCCAUCACCAAAACCCUCUUCAGAAAAAGCCUUUCUUCUCUUACCUUCGUCCUGCUUUGAUCAUUUCUUAUAUUCGUUACCUGCAACUCCUUUUUCACAAUUUUUUAGGCCUUCGCUCAGCCUGCUUCCAUUGCUUUCCUUUCUUUCUGUCAUUGCGUUUCACUGCGACCCUAUUCCAUGGCGUCUAAAUCUUCCGCCGGGAGUAAAAGAAAGGUUGAGGUCAUGGGCACUUUUGAUGAAAUCGGCGCACCAUCUGCAUCGACUUCUGCCUCAAAACGCACGCGAAAACCGUGCUACGAUGUAUUCAUCAACCAUCGUGGACCUGACCUCAAACACACCCUAGCUAGUGUUCUCUACGCUAUGCUUACUGGUAUGUCACUCUCUGUUUUUCUGGAUUCACAAGAAUUGGAAUAUGGUGAUUUCUUGCCCCGAACUAUAGAAGCAGCAAUGGCCACCGCUUUGCUUCAUAUUGCAAUUUUUUCAAAGAGAUAUGCCGAAUCACCCUGGUGUUUGGCAGAGCUCUCUUUCAUGCGUAAAUCUGGGGCCAAAAUUAUUCCUAUUUUCUACCAAGUAGAUCCUAAUGAUCUCAGAUGGGUACAUCAAGGGAAAGGAAUGUAUGCUGAGGCCUUUAUAAAGCAUGAGCAGAACGGUAGAUACACCCCAGAACUACUUCAGGAGUGGAAGAGCGCACUCCACCACGUCUCAUUUUACAGUGGCCAAAUUGUGAAAACUAAGGAGGAUGAGAUGAGGCUGCUGAAGACUAUUGUGAGUUGUGUUUUGAAAGAAAUCAAUAGUAAUGUGCCAUUAGUUGUUGCAAAGCAUCCAGUUGGUCUGGAAGAAAUAGUAGAAGACUUUAAGGCAAAUACACUCCAAUCUGCCCAUGGUAAUCAGAAUGCACAAAUCGUAGGAAUUUGGGGCAUGGGUGGUUCUGGCAAAACCACCCUUGCAAAAAAGCUAUAUAAUGAAAUAUCUUCUUCGAUGGAGAGGUCCAGUUUUGUGUUUGAUGUUCGAGAUGCUGCAACUAAAGGCCUGUUGUAUGAGAAGCAGAAAAAACUUGUCAAUGACCUCGGCAUCCAAGGUUUACCAUUUGAUAAUAUUGAGGAAGGUAUGAGAAAUAUUUCAAGGGCUCUUAGAUCUGCUAGAGUAUUGAUUGUUCUUGAUGAUGUGGAUAAUAUGCAACAACUAGAUGCUUUGUUGCCUACAAAAGAUAACCUUGAAAAGGGUAGUCUUAUCAUUGUUACUACACGAGCAUGUGAUGUCCUUAAAUCUUGGGGCAUCUCCUCUAUAUAUAAAAUGAAAGGAUUAAAUUCAUUGCAUGCAGAACAGCUUUUUUGUUGGCAUGCUUUCUUAAAAUCUUGUCCACCAGAUGGAUUCAAGAAACUUGUUAAACAGUUCUUAAAGGUAAGCAAUGGAUUGCCUUUGUCUAUUAAGAUAUUUGGAGCACAGUUAUAUGGUGAGUGCCGCAAAGAGCAUUGGGAGUCACAGCUAGAUAAGAUCUCAGAAACAUUGUCUGAUGAUAUCAAGGAAAUACUCAAAAUAAGCUAUGACACUCUUGAUGGUGAAGAAAAAGAGAUGUUCCUUGACACUGCAUGUUUCUUCAUUGGACAAAACAGUAGUUCAGCAAUUGAAGCAUGGAAUGGAAUAAGGUGCGGUGCUCUACGAAGUUGGGAAAGGCUCUUGAAUAGGUGUUUCGUUGAGCUUGACAGUGAAAAUUGCAUAGAAAUGCAUGACCAUUUAAGAGAUUUGGGAAGAGACAUUGCAAAUAAACAAUCGCCUUACCGACUUUGGUUUCCUCAACAGAUUAUUGAUAUUCAAAAACAAGUCAAGAAAAGAAGCGGCAUUCACGGAAUAAUCACGACCUCAAAUCAAGUAAUUACUGAUUUUGAGGAAUUACCAGAAAUGAUCAGAAAGGAUAAGGAGGUUGAGGAGUUUCGUUUUUCCUGCUCGCACGGGAAGCUCAUGGUGAGCACAAAUGGAGGAAUUCGAUCGCUCAAACCCUCUUUAUCUGGACUAAAAUAUUUAGUGAUUAGUGGAGAUUUUUUAAAUCAAGAAAUGGGUGAUAUAUCAAGAGAGCUGGUCUGGCUUCGCUGGUUCCAAAUCGGCAGGCGAGAUCUUCCGUCAGGGCUUCCAUUGAAAAAGUUGAGGGUUUUAGAACUCUAUGAAGAAAGGUAUGAAGAAAGGUAUGAAGAGGACGUACAUCACUUAGAAGAGCUGUGGGGGAAGAGUGACGAUGAGGCCCCUGUGCAGUUAAGGCAGUUGCUUAUUUCUCAUUGCCUCAAAUUUCAAGGUUUUCCGAAUUCAAUAGGACAUCUCAUUCAUUUGAAAAAGAUAGUCAUCAUUUACGGCCACAAUGUUACGAGCCUUCCAGACGAAUUUUGCCUUCUUCAAUCGCUGGAACACCUGGUGUUAUAUAACUGUCGGAGGCUAUCAUCACUACCCUACAAUUUCGGCAAUUUGAGGAAUCUGCGGCAUCUAAAUUUAUCUGGUUGCGCCAAGUUGAGGAGGUUGCCGGUUACUUUUAAAAAUCUAAGGCUCCUGGAACAUCUCAAUUUAAGGUCUUGUGAAGACCUCACAUUCGCGUCAGAGGACUUAAACUUUCUGGAAAACAUAGCAAGGCUGGAGUUUUUAAACCUUGGUUGGUGCAAGAAAUUGGAAGAGUUGCCUCGUCACAUCACUAAUCAGGUGUCCCUGAGAGAGCUUAAUUUCAGCGAUACCAAAAUAAGGGAGCUACCCGAUAACAUAGGUCAACUCACCAGGCUGACAAAGAUGAGGAUGAAUGGGGUAUUGUUGACAAGCUUGCCGAAGUCUCUUGGAGAUUUGUCUUCCUUGACGAAUCUUGAAAUUAGUGCUGGUGAUGAGCUGGAAUGUCUACCUGACUCUCUUGGUGAUUUGUCUUCCUUGACGAAUCUUGAAAUUAGUGCUGGUCAUAAUCUGGAAUGUCUACCUGACUCUCUUGGUGAUUUGUCUUCCUUGACGAAUCUUAAAAUUUCUUCUUGUUCUAAGCUGGAAUGUCUACCUGACUCUCUUGGAGAUUUGUCUUCCUUGACGAAUCUUGAAAUUAGCGAUUGUCCUAAGCUAGAAUGUCUACCAGUAUCAAUUAGGCAACUGAGUAAUCUUCAAGAGCUGUUUAUAUACGAAUGUCCAAUUAGCGAAUGUAAUUAUGGGGCAGCAUCAUUACCUUUUGGAUGGAGCAACCUGAAGAAGAUAUCUCUAAAAGAGACAGAAGUAUGCAGAAUUUCAUUUUCAGAAGCCUGUUGUCCCCACCUGGAGAGACUCGAUGUUGGGUGGAAUCAUCAAUUAAAGGAGAUCGAAGCACUGCCAAUGACCCUGAAGUCAAUCUAUUUGGAAAACUGUGAAAUGCUGAAGAACAUUCCGAAUUUUGCUGGAUUUACUUCUCUCAAAGAAUUUCAUCUUGAAGGUUGCUACGGAAUUGAGAAAAUCGAAGGUUUGGAGAAUUGCACAAGAUUGGAAGAGUUGAUUGUUGACACCUGCUGGGAGGUGCCGGGAAUAGAAAGCUUGGAACACAUGCAGGAUCUGAAGCGGCUGAUACUCAAAGCAAACAAUAUAUCAGUCAUUGAACAUUGUAUUCAAAGGAUACAGAAAUGGCCAGAUGAAAGAAUAAUAAUAUGUGCACGGGCAGUCCCUGAUGCGGUCUCACUUUUACACUCCUCACUCUCUCCGAACCUCGUCAUCCUUCACUCCAUCUCCAACAUUGCUAUCGAUAGUAUGCAAGAAUUGGUGUUGAAGGGUGAUGCCAUUAUGUUCUGUUUUGUUAUAAAUUGUGUUUCUUCACAAAUGACACUAUAUACUGCACUAGAUGGACAUUCAUUAUCAUUUAAUGGACAUGUCAGAAAGGGUAGAUGGCUAUUGGUAGGUGUAAUCACACAACACAACAGCAAUGGAGGGUUGCACAUAGGAACAUCCGACCCCUGCUACGGAGAAGGAGAAGUGGAGAAAGGUUUGGUUGUGAGAGGGGAGGAGCAAACAGUAAGGGAGGCAGUUCGCAGCUUAUUGCCGCUUUUUUCCUUGUAAAGUUAAUAAAGUUACCCCACCCAAGCAAAAUUAACAGCCACUUAAUUUUUAUUUUA
This is a messenger RNA of Cryptomeria japonica (Japanese cedar), 4101 nucleotides long. Its product is annotated as disease resistance protein RPV1-like. The transcript is spliced from 6 exons. Bases 191 to 4045 code for a protein of 1284 amino acids. NCBI's taxonomy places the organism in Eukaryota, Viridiplantae, Streptophyta, Pinopsida, Cupressales, Cupressaceae. The record is from RefSeq and is a predicted model, not a curated record. Gene Ontology annotation, biological process: defense response; signal transduction. Gene Ontology annotation, molecular function: ADP binding; ATP hydrolysis activity.